AUGUGUAUUUUGACAUGUGCUUUGAAACUCGAGCUAGCUGAAAAGACUCGUCAAUUGGCUUCAAUGAGAGAGCCCGAAAUAACUAGGAACCCUAUCCAUAGGGUCAAUAGAGUUGAUAAUGGGUCUGAUAUACUUAGGCAUCUAAAGGCCUUAGAGAUGAACCAAGGGUCCCACCAGACUAUGAGCUGCAAUAGUGAGCCCAGAACCUAUCCAUGUACGAUUUGUAGUGAUGAAAGUAAUAUUGGACCUCACUGUCCCCUUUUUUACCCUUGUGAAACUACCCGUGACCAGGUUAGUGUCCUAUAUGGUGGUAUGAACUCUAAAUAUGAGGGUCGACCCAAGUUUGACCCAUACUCUAAUACAUAUAACCCUGGUUGGAAACAUAACCCGAAUUUCUCGUGGUCUAAAGGUAACCAUCAAGGUGGCCCAUCUAGCAACCCACCACCAGGUAUUUCUAAGAACCAAGUUCAAGUCCAAGAACCGAGCCCAGUUGAUAAAAAGGUGUCAUUUCUAGAGGAAAAGGAGAACGGGACAUUUCCUAGCCAAAAGACUCCAAAUCCGAAAGGAGUUAACCAGGUUAAUAGAUCAUGUAGUUCUAACCACAAUGAACAUAGCAAAGCAGUUAUGACCCUUAGGAGUGGUAAAACUCUAGAGAACUCGGUAGAACUACCUAAGGAUAGUAGUCCAUCUGAAAAAGAGACUAAGGUUGACCAAACUUCGUCUAAAGACCCCAAUGGGACUGAGAGUGCUAAGAUUCCAAGUGAGGAAGAUAUUCCUGAGAGAGUGUACGUACCACCUGCACCAUUUCCUCGGAGACUCGCUAAGAAAAAGCCUAGUACAUAUGCUGAAAUCCUAGACAUCUUUAAGCAAGUUAAGAUCAAUCUUCCCUUGUUAGAUGCAAUAAAACAUGUACCGGAUAUGGAAAAGUUUCUAAAAGACAUGUGCACUGUAAAGAGAGAUGAGAGUGUCCAUAAAAGGCAUUUUGACCCAACAAGUAGCCAAAAGAUAGAAAAUGCUAUUUUAGAUCUUGGGGAUAGUGUAAAUCUUUUACCGUUCUCAGUAUAUGAACAACUUAGAUUAGGUGAGAUGAAACCAACUAGGAUAACACUACAGUUAGCCGAUAGGUCAGUUAAAAUCCCACGUGGGAUUCUUGAAGCCUUUUUGGUUCAAGUAGCAAACUUUAUCUAUCCGGUUGACUUUGUAAUUUUAGACACUCAACCUGUCACUAGUCAAGAUAUCAAUAUCCCGAUCAUCCUAGGUUAUCCGUUUCUAUCCACUGCAAAUGCAGUCAUGCAUUGUCAAAUUAGCCUAGUAGAAUUUUCCUUUGGGAAUCAGAAAAUAUCAGUGAACGUUUUUAAGGCGUUACAAGCCACAUCGGACCCUGAACACUAUGAGUCUAUAUGCAUGAUCGAUUCUAAUUGA
Messenger RNA from Papaver somniferum (opium poppy), 1422 nucleotides. RefSeq lists its product as uncharacterized. The record is from RefSeq and is a predicted model, not a curated record. NCBI's taxonomy places the organism in Eukaryota, Viridiplantae, Streptophyta, Magnoliopsida, Ranunculales, Papaveraceae. Bases 1 to 1422 code for a protein of 473 amino acids. The transcript is spliced from 3 exons.